Molecule: messenger RNA, 2976 nt
Organism: Polypterus senegalus (gray bichir)
Lineage: Eukaryota; Metazoa; Chordata; Cladistia; Polypteriformes; Polypteridae
Product: zinc finger protein 619-like
Exons: 3
Coding region: 237-1766 (509 amino acids)
Biological process (GO): regulation of transcription by RNA polymerase II
Molecular function (GO): RNA polymerase II cis-regulatory region sequence-specific DNA binding; DNA-binding transcription factor activity, RNA polymerase II-specific
Source: RefSeq, a predicted model, not a curated record
UUGGUUUUUGCAGCUGCUGUUACGUGCGGUCUGUCCAGGCAGACUCGGCAGUUUACACCUCUGUUCGGUUUCAAGGCCGUUUCAAACUGAUCCUGAGGAUAGAGUUAACCCGUCUGACAAUUUGCGCUUUUUUUCAUUAUAGCUAGGUGUACAUGAAAAAAAAAAUAAAUACAAAAAACGAGAAAGGCAGAUCGCAACGUUAAGUCCCCGCCUUUCAGAAGAAGCUCGCCACCACCAUGGAGCGCAGGACGAAAGCAGCAUCAAGCAGGGGAGCAAUUGCAUUUACAGAUAUUCUGGAGAACAAAUUUGCAAUAUAUCGUAAAGAAAUGGAACAUCAUGGAAAUGAAGUUUGCCAAAGGGGUGGAAAGUUUAAGGACUAUUAUAUGCUCGUAAACGAGGCACUAAAAGCAGCUGUGGAGGUUGUUCGGUUGGAGUUUACAGAUCAUGCGGACAGAAGGUUUGCUGACCUCCACCUCGAACUUGCCGCUAGGGAUAACGAGAUUAAAAGUUUGAGGAUGCAGCUCCAAAUAUCCCAGAAUGAGCUGCGAGCUGCGCGGGACCACGUGAACCGGACGGAGAGCAUCUUUGGGACAAGCAGAGUAGGUAACCGGCAAGCUCGGCUUGACUGCAACGGUGGCAUAACCGAGAGGGAAGCCGCGAGUGGAUCAUGGUGCAGACCAACGGACCGCGCGUGGAAAUCAACCAGGAGUAGCUCACAGCGGAGUAAAGAUAAACCUGAAGUCUUCAAAACAGAACAAGGUUUACAAAUUAAAAUCAUUCAAAUAAAAGAGGAAGCUGCAGGUGAAGAUUUCUCUUUGUUAACCCAGCACACUCAUGAGUUGGGUUUGCAUGAAGACAAAAAAAGCAGCGUCAGUCAAAGGCACUGUCACACUGUGGAGAAAAAUGUAGUUCUGCAAGACUCCCUGUGUGCAGAGGACGGCUUAGAGUGGAAACCUGUUCUGAUUAAACAGGAAACAAAUGACCACGAAUCAAAUCUAUUUGUUGAAGAUGAGAUGAUGUGUGUUUCUGAAAAUAUGUGUUUGGAUGUAGAAGGGGCUUCAGCACUAAGGUUAUUUCCAGAAAGGCUUUGUGAUAUCCAGUGUUGGACAGAUGAACGGCUGUCAGUAGUUUCUGUUGAUACAAAAGAGCGUGAACAAUUGGCAUCAUCUGACUGUGAGCCUGGAAUAGAAGUGCACAGAAGCUCUGCUCUGUCCACAGUCUGUCAGCCUGGAUGGAAGACGUCACAGAAGGAUGGCACAACCCUAGCUCCUUAUUGCUAUGGUGAAUAUGGGAAGACAUUUACUUCAUCAUCAAACAUAAAACGGCAGCAGAAGCAGACUCAUGCAGAAAACAUUCCAUAUAUUGAAACUAGUAGUAACAGUAGGAGCAGCAAUAAAAAGAAAAUGAAUAAUACUGUGCAGAUUGGUAGUUUGCUCACAUGGAACAUUGAUGUUCAACAACAACAGAAGAUUCAGCCAGCAGAAAAACCUCACUGUUGUACAGUAUGUGGAAAGAGGUUCACUCGGAAAAUGAAUCUGCAGCAGCACCAAGCCAUUCACACUGGAGAAAAGCCAUACAGUUGUACCGAAUGUGGAAACAGAUAUGCCAGAAAGACUAGUCUUCAGCAACAUCAGAGAGUUCACACUGGUGAAAAGCCAUUUUGCUGUACACAUUGUGGCAAGAGAUUCAUAUGGAAAUCCAGCUUUUUGGAACAUAGAAAAUUUCAUGCUGACAAAAGUGUAAGUGCUUUAAAAAGUACAGUGUAAGACUGAUAUUGGGGUUCAGUUAUAAAAAUGAUACUAAAUGGUUUUGAAAGAUUGAAAACCUUUAAACACCUGAUAGAAUUCAACAUGGCGUCUUGGGCCACUUGGCUCCCUGCGAGAAUUCUUAUGAAUCAUCAAAGCAUUCCAUUUCAAACAAAGUAGACAAAUACAGUACAGUUACUAAGCAGGUCAGUAAUCUGGUAAAUCAAACAUAGCAUGAGUUUAUUCUUUAGAAACCUAUAAUUUAUUUAUUAAGAUUUUAACAAGACUCUUAUAUAAAUGAAAAUUAAACCAUUUGUUUAUUUUAUCGUGUUCUUGUUUUGUCUUUCCAUUUUUAUGGUACUGUAGAUUAACUAAUAAUAAGUGGUGUAAAUUGUUGCUUAGCAUAUAUUGAUGACAAUUUUUCUGUGAAUGUUAUUAUAUGACACAAUAAUUAGUAAUAGAAAUCCAAAUUUCAUUUAUCAGUUAUAGUGUUUUUAAUAUUUUAAUAUAAUUAAAGCUGUGAGAAUUCAACAUCCUUUAUGAAAAAGUGAAAAGAAUAAUAAUUUAACAGAAAGUGAAAAACUGUUUAGUUAACCAAUAGUUUGUUUCAAAAUUCUUUGAUGAAUUGUUCAGUGAGAUAAGAAAAAUGUUUCUGCCCAGCUGUUCAUACAUCCAUUUUCUGAACCUGUUUGAUUCAACUCUGGAUUGAGGUGCAAUUCCAGUGUUAAUCCUGGAUGGGAAGAUAGUCCAUCACAAAACACAUCCAUGCACACUUACUGUACACACAGCCAAUUUAAGAGCUGCCAGUUGGCCUAAUUUGAUGUUUUAGAGAACAACCCACACAGGGAAAGGGAAAAUUUGUAAAUUCCACACAAAUGGCAUUCAGGCCAAGAUGUGAACACUGAGUUAAAGAGUUGUGAAGCAGCAGUGCCACACCACUUUGUUUUCAUAACUUUGGACAAAAUUCAAAAUAUCUAUGGGCAAUUUAUAUAUAAUUAGAGUUACCAGACAAGUAUUCUUUACUUAUUUAAUUGCUGAACUAAGAAACCUUUCUUAUGACACCUUUGACUGGCUUGAGAGGAGCACUAACACAGGAUCAACUUUCUUUUUACCCAAUAUAUAAAACGAUGCCAGAAUAGGAAAUACCUCAAAUAUUACUUUGGGAAACAUUAUUGUGUGCAAGUGUAAUUUCUGGUUUUCAUGACUGUUCAAUAAAAUAAGUACAUCUUUU